Messenger RNA from Neodiprion virginianus, 2238 nucleotides. Its product is annotated as zinc finger MYM-type protein 1-like. The transcript has 2 exons. The record is from RefSeq and is a predicted model, not a curated record. Gene Ontology annotation, molecular function: protein dimerization activity. Bases 1 to 2238 code for a protein of 745 amino acids. Lineage: Eukaryota; Metazoa; Arthropoda; Insecta; Hymenoptera; Diprionidae.
AUGACGAUAGCUACAGAUAGAAACAACUUGGCAGAAAAAGUUAUAGAAAAAGAUUCUACAGUAUCAAAUAUUGAUUGGCAAGAUCCUGCUAAGUGGCCGAAUAACAUCAGCGACAGUUCACGCGUAGCAUUGGUAAAGCUAGGGCCUACAAAAAUAGAUCGGAAUACAAUUUUUCCUUUUGAUACAGAUCGCCGGCGCUUCACCAUAGAAAAUUGUUAUCGAACCCUGAAGAAUGGCGAAAAAAUGGAGAGAUCCUGGUUAAUUUAUUCAGAGACUAAGGAUUCCGUUUAUUGUUUUUGCUGCAAAUUGUUUGGCCUCCGCAACAUUCCAACCCAAUUGCAAUCGACCGGAUUUAGAUCCUGGCGGCACUUGCAAGACAGUUUGAGCUCGCAUGAAAAAUCCAAAAUGCACAUUGAAUGCAUGACAGACUGGAAAGAACUCAAAGUCCGUUUAGAUUGUAGAAAAACCAUCGAUGAUGAGAAUCAAAAUUUAAUCCAAAGAGAGGAAACCUAUUGGAAACAAGUACUUGAAAGACUCGUUGAAAUAAUUAAGCAUUUAGCUAAGCGGAAUAUGGCAUUUCGAGGUACUGUCGAUCGAUUAUACGAGCCGAAUAACGGUAAUUUCUUGAGCCAAGUUGAACUGAUGGCGAAAUUCGAUCCUAUUUUAAGCGAACAUGUACGUCGAAUUCAAAGUGGGGACCUCCAGCGCGUUCACUAUUUGGGAAAGGAAACUCAGAACGAAUUCAUUGACAUACUGGGUAAUGCAAUUUUCAAAGAAAUUAGCAGGCGAGUGGUAGCCGCGAAAUAUUACUCCAUAAUUUUAGACUGCACCUCCGAUAUUAGUCAUGAAGAACAAAUGACUGCCGUUGUUCGAUUUGUCACUGUGUCUAAAAACACCGUGGAAAUUUGCGAGCAUUUCAUUGGCUUCGUUGUUGUAGACGAUACAACUGGUAAAGGAUUGUAUGAAACGUUGUUAGAUAUCUUGAAAUCAAACAAUCUUGAAUUGAAUAACUGUCGGGGUCAAGGGUAUGACAAUGGCAGUAAUAUGAAAGGUAAAAAUAGUGGUGUUCAGGCCAGAAUUUUGAAGGAUAAUAAAAGAGCGUUUUUCGUUUCCUGCAGUUGUCACAACCUCAACCUAGUAGUUUCAGAUGCCGGACAUUCGUCCGUCACAGCUGAACUAUUCUUUGGUGUUCUUCAAAGGCUAUUCGCAGUCUUCGUUGCUUCAACCCAGAGGUGGCAAAUAUUGAAGGAGCACGUUAAUAUCAGUGUGAAAUCAUUGCCUGAAACUCGCUGGGAAGGGAAAAUAAAUGCUGUAAAAGCUGUGAGGUUCCAAAUAGCAGAAAUCAGAGAUUGCUGCGUUGCAGGAACUUUGUCGAAUGUCGCAAGAUUGGUAGUAUGGUAUGAUGUACUGCAAGUGAUCAACAAAAUCAGUAAAGCUUUACAAUGUCCGAAAGUUGAUUUGCGUACUGCGAUGAACAUGAUUGAUGGUGCUCUUCUUCAAUUACAAACCUUUCGAGAAUCCGGUUUCGAAACUUGCAUAGCCACCGCUAAAAAAAUUGCUGAGAAGUUAGAUAUUUCACAAACUUUACCCGAAUCACGUACCCCACGAACAAGACAAUUCUUUGAUUAUGAGUCUCAGCACGACGAACGACCUAGCGAUCCGAUGAUAAGGUUAGAAAUUGAAUUUUUCAACAAAUUAUGCGAUAUAGCGAUAUCAAGCCUACGCGAACGUUUCGAAAUGACCCAAAACGUUUGUGAACCAUUUAGUAUCAUCCGAAACUCGGAUAACUUUAUGAGAUUGGACAGAACCCAAAUUUUGACUAAGUCCAAGGCUUUAGAAAAUUAUCUGACUGGUGAAGACGAGAACAGUGACAUUGAUGGUCGGGAGCUUGCCGAAGAACUGGAAUCUUUAAAAGCUUACUUCGUAGCCGCUGGAAUGACCGACUUGAGUGCACUCGUUAUGAUAUCGCACAUUAUUGAUAAAGGUCUGGAUGAGAUAUAUCCAAAUUUCACUGUGACCUUAAGAAUUUUCUUAACAUUACCAGUAACCUCCGCGUCGGGUGAAAGGACCUUCUCAAAGCUAAAGCUCAUCAAAACUUACCUGCGAUCCACUAUGUGCCAAGAUCGACUGAAUGGUUUAGCUGCGAUGUCAAUUGAGCAUGGAAUUUGCAACGAGUUGAAUUUCAGCGAUAUUAUAGCAUCUUUUGCGAACAAAAAAUAUCGCAAAGUCCCACUUUAA